AUGGCCGCCUGCUACCUGAAACUCGAAGAUUGGAAAGCCGCCGUGGAUGCCGCUACCGCUUCUCUGGACCGGUUGGACAAGAUGCUUCCGUCGGAGCCGAAGGAGCCUACGACGAAUAAGGCGGACACGGAGACCACCGACGCCGUGGUGGAGAUAACAGGCGACGACGAGGCAACGGAACAAGAGGAACUGACGCGGCUGAAGAAGGAGGACGAGAGGAAGGCGGACAUCCUGCGCAUCCGGGCUAAGGCGCUCAUGCGUCGCGCGCGGGCGAAGUCGCUGCUCGGCGGGUGGGGGAAUCUGCAAGGCGCGGAGGAGGACUACAAGGUUCUUGCGGCGAUGGAGAAUCUGCCGGCUGAUGAGAGACGGAUCGUGCAGAAGGCGCUUCGGGAACUUCCCGCGCGCAUCGGCCAGGCGCGGGAGAAGGAGAUGGGGGAGAUGAUGGGCAAAUUGAAAGAUCUGGGGAAUGGCAUUCUGAAACCGUUCGGACUGUCUACGGACAAUUUCAAGUUCACGCAGGACCCGAAGACCGGUGGAUAUAGCAUGAAUUUCCAGUCUUAA
Aspergillus terreus NIH2624 is the source of this 561-nucleotide messenger RNA. RefSeq lists its product as uncharacterized. Gene Ontology annotation, molecular function: protein binding. The transcript has 2 exons. The record is from RefSeq and is a predicted model, not a curated record. NCBI's taxonomy places the organism in Eukaryota, Fungi, Ascomycota, Eurotiomycetes, Eurotiales, Aspergillaceae. The coding region runs from base 1 to 561 and encodes 186 amino acids.